Messenger RNA from Schizophyllum commune H4-8, 421 nucleotides. RefSeq lists its product as uncharacterized. Bases 111 to 332 code for a protein of 73 amino acids. The record is from RefSeq and is a predicted model, not a curated record. The transcript has 3 exons. Lineage: Eukaryota; Fungi; Basidiomycota; Agaricomycetes; Agaricales; Schizophyllaceae.
UCCAACGCGACAAAUCAGUACCAUCGUGUAUCGGGUGCUUCGCCAGGCUCAUCGGUGCGGCUCCUGAGUGGACUCGGGCCCGGGCUUCGUUCGACGAGUAUCUUUGAGGGAUGCUCGGACCUUCGCGCCACACGCUCCUGGGGCUAGCUGGCGGUGCGAUGACCAUUCAUUUUGCAGCUGCGCAGGUCGACUUUCCUUGUUGUCAGCCAUCGGUCUAUUGUUUGGAGACGUGGGGUACCAGCAACGGUCAGUGCUGGGAGUCACGUUCGAAGACAAGACAAGCGCGUGCCAUACCAGAGUUCCAGAUUCGUAUUGUUUAUGACCAGCGCUGACAAGGAUGACCAGGGCGCCUACCAUUCAAGACCAACCUGUGAGCCGUACAUAAGAACUCAUCUGUUCCGCGCACCCAGCCGCCCUCCCC